UGAGCGAGUGUAGACCGCGGUCGGUCGUGCCCACUUCGCCCCCCACUCUCCUCUCCCCCCUCUACAACCGCCGCCAUCUCCCACCACACCACACGGCCGCAUUUUCCUCCGCGUAGCCUUCCCCCCAUAUCCCAGUUCGGCAAGCUCGCCAGUCACCAAGCUCCUCCUCCUCCACAGGAAAAGCAACAGCGCAGCGCGGCUUCACUGGUUUCGCCCUCAAUUUCGAGAGCGAGUCUUGGAAGGCCUUCCAUGGCUCAGCCGUCGCUGCUCCUCGGCUCUCCGGCAUCGAUCGUCCUCCUCCUUCUCUCCUUCUUCCAAGGGCCGGUAGUGAGCGCCAUCACGUUCACCUUCGCCAACCGGUGCACGGACACGGUGUGGCCCGGGCUGCUCUCGGGCUCCACCUCGCCGCCGCUGGAAACCACCGGCUUCGCGCUCUCGCCGGGCCAGUCGCGCUCAAUCUACGGGCCCACCGGGUGGUCGGGCCGCUUCUGGGCGCGCUCUGGCUGUAAUUUCAACGGCGGCAAGGGCACCUGCGUCACGGGGGACUGCGGCUCCGGCGAGAUAGAGUGCCGCGGCGCCGGGGCCACCCCGCCCGCCACGCUCGCGGAGUUCACCCUCGACGGCGACGGCGGGAAGGACUUCUACGACGUCAGCCUCGUCGACGGCUACAACCUGCCCAUGCUGGUGCAGCCGUCCGCGCCUGGGUGCCCCGACACCGGGUGCCUCGUCGACCUCAACGAGCGCUGCCCCUCGGAGCUCCGCUCCGGCGGCGGCCUCGCCUGCCGCAGCGCCUGCGAGGCCUUCGGCAAGCCCGAGUUCUGCUGCAACGGCGCCUACGGGAACCCUGACACGUGCCACCCCUCCCAGUACUCGCAGCUCUUCAAGUCGGCGUGCCCCAAGUCCUACAGCUACGCCUACGACGACGCCACCUCCACCUUCACCUGCAACCACACCGAUUACACCAUUACCUUCUGCCCGCAGUCCAAUCCUUACAGUGGCAAAACGAACAAGCACGCAUUGCGGAGGCCGAGCCAUGAGCAGCUUGAAGACGACGUGUGGCUGGCAUCUUUGAAGAAAACCAGCGGCGCCCGUGGAAGCACCAUGGCAUCGUGGUCGGCGUCCGGAGGUUUUCAAGCCGCCCUGGCAAUUGCUGUGGUGGUUGUGCUUGCCGCGGCACAGGGGGGUCAUCCCCGUUUCAGAUGACCGGGCAAGGCAGGCGAUUCUUCAUCCCUAGGAGUGAUCUGCAGAGUUUUUUUUAGGAUCAAAAGAGGAUCAGAGCACUAGAGGAAGAGACGUGGAUAGCAUGUUCUUUAGGCCAUUUUGCUUGUUGAUAAAGAACAUGACGCGCCCUCAUGUUGGCAAUUCUAGUUGAUCUAGUAGUGGUAUUUCAUAUUGCUUUAUUGCCUUUUUGAAAACAUUGUUCUUCGGGUUA
Messenger RNA from Aegilops tauschii subsp. strangulata, 1432 nucleotides. RefSeq names its product thaumatin-like protein 1. The record is from RefSeq and is a predicted model, not a curated record. Lineage: Eukaryota; Viridiplantae; Streptophyta; Magnoliopsida; Poales; Poaceae.